Molecule: messenger RNA, 1048 nt
Organism: Abrus precatorius (Indian licorice)
Lineage: Eukaryota; Viridiplantae; Streptophyta; Magnoliopsida; Fabales; Fabaceae
Product: ubiquitin-conjugating enzyme E2 27
Exons: 6
Coding region: 100-678 (192 amino acids)
Biological process (GO): proteasome-mediated ubiquitin-dependent protein catabolic process; protein polyubiquitination
Cellular component (GO): nucleus
Molecular function (GO): ubiquitin conjugating enzyme activity; protein binding
Source: RefSeq, a predicted model, not a curated record
GAACAUCACUCGAGCCACACCACUCACUAUCAUCACUAAGGUGAAAAGCAACAAGCUUUAUUCUUGCUUCUUCUGUACAGCACCCAAACAUUGAAGAAGAUGAUAGACUUUGCUCGCGUUCAGAAGGAGCUCGUGGAAUGCGGCAAGGACGCGGAAGGAUCGGGCAUCAAAGUGAAACCUAAGAGCGACAACCUCAUUCUCUUGAUCGGAACCAUUCCUGGUCCUCUCGGAACUCCCUAUGAGGGGGGCAUUUUCCAGAUUGAUAUCACAUUGCCAGAUGGAUACCCCUUUGAACCCCCCAAGAUGCAGUUUGCAACCAAAGUCUGGCACCCUAAUAUCAGCAGCCAGAGUGGAGCUAUUUGCCUUGACAUUUUGAAGGACCAGUGGAGUCCAGCACUCACUCUGAAGACUGCUCUUCUUUCUGUGCAAGCACUUCUCUCUGCUCCUCAGCCUGAUGAUCCUCAAGAUGCUGUUGUGGCGCAGCAGUAUCUGAAAGACUACCAGACAUAUGUUAGCACUGCUCGCUACUGGACAGAAAAUUUUGCCAAGGCCUCGUCUCGUGGGAUUGAAGAUAAGGUACAGAAACUAGUUGAGAUGGGAUUUCCUGAAGCUCAAGUAAGGAGCAUUUUGGAAGCUGUUGGUGGUGAUGAAAACUUGGCUCUUGAAAGGUUGCUGUAACCUCAAGUGUGAGAUAUCGACUAAAGCGUGUUGAUGACGGUGAAGUUUAGGAUGACAUAUCGCCAUAUGAUGUUGGAAACAUAUAGACAAAAACGGUUAAUUGAAUAUAAAGUAAUAUAAAUAUACUUGGCAUAUCGUAUAGUUUUGUUUUACUCUGCCUUCUUUUUUCUCCUUGGAAACUUUGGUACUCGACAUUUUCCUAAUGUUUUAUCAGGGUAUGAAAUUAAAUACCUUACUGGUAAGGUUUCUGCUCGUGGAUCCAAAGAGUUAGUUGAGGGAUGAAAGGCAAAUAGAUUGAUGAUUUUGUCGGAAGUUUGCUUUAUUCAUUUCAACAAUAUGUAUUCUAAAUGUGAUGUGAAAUGCCGGUAUU